Myxocyprinus asiaticus (Chinese sucker) is the source of this 4041-nucleotide messenger RNA. It is a transcript of the gene fam169ab, whose product is annotated as family with sequence similarity 169 member Ab. The record is from RefSeq and is a predicted model, not a curated record. The transcript is spliced from 13 exons. NCBI's taxonomy places the organism in Eukaryota, Metazoa, Chordata, Actinopteri, Cypriniformes, Catostomidae. Bases 148 to 2484 code for a protein of 778 amino acids.
UCCACGUGUGCGCGCAGCGUCGAGUGCGUCUCUGAGCUCACGCUAUUAACAACAAGCGAUGGUACCGUGCUUAUAUUGGGUACUGAUUAAAUAAGUCUUUUAAAGGAAAUAUAAGACACACAAAAACAUCGUCAGCAAGGUUCAGGGAUGGAGUUCCCUGUAGAUUUGUUGGUGUCUGCGAAACAUGAGGAUUUGGAAAGUUCAGCCCAGAUCUACAUGAAUAAACUGCUCUACAGCAACCCAGAUAACACGCAAUACCUUUCUCUGCCCAGCUCCAGAAAGAUCCGGAUCAGUCCUGCCAAUGUUGGUUUUGUUCCUCUGUAUGGAGCCAACCUCAGAUAUAAAGUCCUGGCACUGUUUGCUCCUGAAGACCAGUUUACAGCUGUGGCAUUGUUCUUGACUGAUCAGUGGUACACAGUGGAAGAUAUUCUCAGAACUUCCAAUCCUGCAAGAGAAGGCCUUGUUAAGGUGAGGUCUGUGGGCGAGAGGAUAGUCUUAUAUAUUCUGAACCGCAUAAUUUACCGGACAGUGGAGAUGAGUUCUAAUGAGGUGCCAUUCUUGUGCCAUGGAGAAGAUGACUACGCUAAAAUCCUCUGGAAGAAUGGAGAGGCGGUGGGCUUCUACUCUGUCAAAUCUAAAGGUAGCUUGUGUAAUAGCUUUGUGAGCCAGUGCUACCUGCUUCCUAUCAUGGACACUAUUUUUGUGCGGAAGGAUCACCGUGGUAACGGUCAUGGCUUGCAGAUGUUGGAGGACUUUGUGGACUCUUUUAAAGACGAUGAACUGGGCUUGAAAUAUCCUCUAACACAGGCCAUGCAAAAGGUAUGCAGUCAGUACCUGAUCACGUACCCAGCCGAUGGUGACCUGCUGUGGGAGGUGGAGGGAGUUGGAGGUCCCUAUCAGAAAGUGAAAGUGGCAAGCAAACUUGGCUCCCUGGCAUUGCGAUGCAGCCACAGCUCAUGGACAGAAGAGCACAGCAAAAAUGGAAAGGUUUCAAAUAUUGAGGAGAGCCUGGAUAUUAUGGAAGAAGUGGUGGUAGUCAACAAACAUCUCAAAGUAGCAGAAGAAAUGAAUGAAUUGCCCAUAUCCACACGCACGCGGAGCAGCGAGUGCAAACAAAAGAAAAGGCUGAGGGAAGAACCGGAGGAGAGUGCAGAGAAGAACCGACCUGAAAAAAUCAACAGAUUGGAGGAACCAGAAACAGAACCUGAUGCGGUUGUACCCAAGACUAAAGAACCAGUGGACGGAGAGAGUGCUGGAGAACAAGAUGACAAAGUGGAGGGGGAGGAGGCUGCGGCAACUCAAACCUUUGCACUUAAGGCAGAGCAUGAAUGUCUGGUGGCAGAGGUGAAUGGAGAAUUGAGUGACAGUCAGGAAGAAGAGAAUGAGGCAUCAGCAGACACUGCUGAGAAUGUGCUGGAUCAGGAGUGCCCCCUAGAGGAAGAAAUUUUUUUGCAAAAUGGCACUGCAGAGGAAGAGGAGAUGGAGGUAGAGGGAGAGAGAGAAGCAGAGGAGAUGGACUUGGGAAAAGAUGACAUUGUCGAUCCCUCAGAAGAGUCUGAAGAACCAGCUGCGGUGGCUGAGCAGAUUGACCAAGAGCCUAUUACUGAGGAGAAACAGGAAGCAGAGGUGGAAAAUUCCCCUGCAGAUGAGGAGGAAAAGGAAGAGGAAGUAGCAUCUGCUAUUGAGGAGGAAAAGGAUGAGGACGUAGCUCCUGCAGUUGAUGAGAAACAUGUAGAGCAAAUAGAAACCAAAGACACUGAUCAGCCAACAACUGUUGAGGCCUAUACAGCUGACCUGGAAGAUGGGGACAGUGAAGCAGUGGGGGAACCAGUGCCUCCAGAGCCCAAUGCUCCAGAAGAAGAGGCUUCUGCUGCUCCUGCUGCUCCUGCUGUGGCAGAGGAAGGAGAAGCCGCCAUGAAGACCGAGGAACCAGCUGUGAACCAAGAGGAUGAAACCGCUUCCAAUGUGCCACUUGAGGCAAAGGAGAGCCAGCUUACCAUGGGAGACAAAGAAAUAGAGGAUGAAAUGGAGGCAGGAUAUGAAAAGGAAGUGGUUCCUGAGGAGCCAGAUGAAGAGAAACAGGCUGAUGCUGAUGAAAAAGGUGAACAAAUAGAAGAGGAGAACUCUCUUGCUACAGAAGAUGAGGAGAAGGGAGAAGAGGAGGAGAAAAGCCUGGACGAGGCUAAUGAUUCCACCCCUGAUAUUCGAGUCCUUAGAGGAGGCAGGAGCAAACCCGUCCCUCCAACCCCCAAACGCACUUCCAGCAGACGGAGCAAAGUUGUGAUCAUAGAGGAAGUAGUAGAGAAGGAGCAGCUCACGAGCACAGAAGAGGAAAAAGGAAGCACAGAAGAGGAGGAAACUGAAGAGCACAGCACAGGAGAAGAGGAGGAGCCACCUGUGAUUGACAGGAGGAUGUUGAGGCAUAAAACCAAAGAGAUCAAGUCCACACCCAGAGUGAAAGCAAAGAGACGCAGCAAAAUCUGAGUACACAUGCACUGUUUCUCUGUCAUUCCACAGCACUCCAUUGUCCUCCUACACACACAAAAAACACAACAUUUUUUCACACAAUAUAUAAAGUUAAGUAGUGCUCGCUAAUACAAAAUUAUAGACAAGGAUCUCUACUAUAAAGAUAUAGAAUGUCUUUUAUACUUGGGUUAGGGUUUAUAACUGGCAGUGUGUACAAAAUCAUGGUUGUGCUUUUGUUUCGUUUUAUUACUAAAAGAAACAAUAUUUAUGAAAAAGUGAUGUAUUUCAUAUUUAAGGUAUAUUCUGCAUUAAAUACAAGGAAAGGCCUUUGGACCGCAUCUGUGGCAUCCUAUCAAUUACCACAGAAUACAAUUUCAAAUCGUACCUGUGACGACAUGCCACAGAUUCUGUUAAUAAAACCUGACUUGUAUUUAAAGGGAUAGUUCACCCAAAAAUGAAAAUGAUCUCAUCAUUUACUCACCCUUAUGCCAUCCCAGAUGUGAGCUUCAAAGGUCUGAUCACCAUUCACUUGCAUUGUGAGGACCAAAAGAGCUGAGAUAUUCUUCUAAAAAUCUUCUUUGUGUACAGCAGAAGAAAGUAAGUCAUACACAUCUGGGAUGGCAUGAGGGUGAGUAAAUGAGAGAAUUUACAUUUUUGGGUGAACUGUCCCUUUAAGAUGGAAUAUUUAUUUAAUGUGCUGUAAGCACUGCCCUUUACUUGCAAUGAGGGUUUACGGAAAUCUCAAAAUUAUAGCUGUGAUUUUAAUUUUGUACAUUCCUUUGUCUUACCUUUCCAGUUUAUCCUGACCUAUCCUAAACUGCAGAUUAAAAAAGCAGCCAAGCUUGCAAAUUUGCCAGACUGAGUAGCAAUGUGAAGCUCUUAAAGGGUUAGUUUACCCAAAAAUGAAAAUUCUCUCAUUUACUCACCAUCAUGCUGUUCCAAACCUAUAUGACUUUCUUUCCUACAUAAAACACAAAAGAGAAUAUCAGGCAGAAUGACAGUCUCGUUCACCAUUCACUUUCAUUGCAUCUAAUGAAAGUGAAUGGUGACUGAGGCUGUCAUUCUGCCUUCUGUAUCUUCUUUUUGUAUUCCACAGAAUAGAGAAAGUCAUAUGGAAACAACAUGAGAGUAAGUAAAUAACAGAAAAUUUGACAAUAUUCUUCUUUGGGUGAACUAUUUGUUUAAAUUACACAUGCCAUGGAUUGAGUUUCACCAUUUCUGUAAGUGUUGAACACGUUAGGAACUAUUUCAAGAAUCAUCCGACACAUUUAAGGUUUUAAAGAAAUCCUGCCACGAAUUCACAUGCUUUAACCUUUCAACAUAACCACAUGAUAAUGCAUCAGAGGACUUAUUUUGUCUCAUUAAGAUGGUUUUGAACAGUAUUUUUCCCAUUUUGGAAUCUUUUCUCAAAAUGCUGUGAAUUACACAUGCAUAAACACUCAACCACAUGCACACGUCUAUACUUACACAUACACAUUAUAAGAAAUAUUCACUCAUAAAUAUGCAAGUAUAAAUUGCAGGUUUAUAUGUUAACUGUAUGGUUACAUAUACAGGUGCAUCUCAAUAAAUUAGAAU